Messenger RNA from Aspergillus novofumigatus IBT 16806, 1408 nucleotides. Its product is annotated as Rtr1/RPAP2 family protein phosphatase. Bases 311 to 1252 code for a protein of 313 amino acids. The record is from RefSeq and is a predicted model, not a curated record. Gene Ontology annotation, molecular function: RNA polymerase core enzyme binding; RNA polymerase II CTD heptapeptide repeat phosphatase activity. Gene Ontology annotation, cellular component: cytoplasm; nucleus. The transcript has 2 exons. Lineage: Eukaryota; Fungi; Ascomycota; Eurotiomycetes; Eurotiales; Aspergillaceae.
CUCACUUCUAUUUCACUUUUUACAGAAAUGGUGGUUAUCCUUUAACAAGAUACAUUGGAUUAAGGCACUACUACUUUCAAGUACUCAAAUUUUCAACUGUAUUUUCCUUUGGUGCUUGUUUUUAAUUGAAUCUCAGCUACAUCAUCCCACUGCUGGCUCAGUAAAAGCUUUCAUCGAAUCCGGGGUUUGCCUCGUGCCGGCCCGACAAAACACCACUACUGUAUCAGCUUCAUUUUCUUUGCUUUUCUUACUCUGCUACUGAGCACAACGAUAGUGUCGCUGCUGAGGUCAUUCAAAUUCAAAGCUCAUCAUGUCCGCGAAUAAACCUAUUCUCAAAACUUCUCUUCCAACUGCACAUGCAGCCUCCUCAACAGCAGCACUACAAAAGCCCAGCAAUGCCCGUCGUGCGCCAUCCAAGUCGAAGGCGCCCGAGCAGCAAAAGGGCCAACCUACGAACAGGUCAAACGUCGACCCACGACAUCUCGCAAUCGCCAUGCAUCAUGCGCACCAGAUUCAGGCACAGAAAGACACAGAAGCUCUCAUCCUAGACCGCAUCCUCGAGCUGGUCAAUUUUCCUUCUUCGCCGUCGGCAGACCCCGCCACUCCGUCUGCUGAAGACGCUCGAGCUUUCAAAGCAGCCCUCGUUCCCUUCCAACCUGCUGACUACGAUAAUUUGAUUCUUGAACGUAACAUCGAGGGCCUCUGUGGAUAUGGUUUAUGUCCCAACGAGCACCGCAAAGAGGAUGUUAAAGGCAAGUUCAGGAUCACAUGGGGCGCCAAGGGUAGUGAGAAGCUCGAAAUGUGGUGUUCGGACGAAUGCGCCGAACGAGCGAUGUAUAUACGGGUGCAGUUGGCAGAGGAACCUGCAUGGGAGCGCCGGGAUGGGAGCCACGCCAAGGAGCUCGUAUUACUCGAAGAAGACAGAGCAAGGGCACGGAAAGGAAAGAGCAAGAUGAGCAGUUCAGCCACCUUGAAAGAAGUCACUGGUCAAUUGGAAGACCUUCACAUGGAAGGGACUGAAGGGCCGAAUGAUCUUGCAAGCGGCAUCUCUGGCAUAUCUUUUCUUGAUGCCGCUCGCUCUCGUGAGCUCGCCAUGGAACGUGGAGAUGCAAAUCCAGCUCUUCGAGCCGGCAGAGUGGACAUAGCAAUCCGAGAGAAUGAGGAUGUCUCCCACGAGGUCACCCCUCCGCAAAUGCGGCCAGGCGAUGACAAAGGAGGCUCCAUUGAAGGCUACGUGCCAAAGGAGAUGUGAUUUCGAUAUGCACCAAUCUCGUCAUUUGACAUGGGCCUGGUCGCGGCAGAGUUCGAUGGGAUGUUUCGUUUUGUGAUUCUACGGCGUCUUUGUGUUGAUGACGAUACCCAAUUUACUGUUGUAGAUAGACUGGAAUAAACUGAAUUUGAUCCAAUG